Messenger RNA from Ascochyta rabiei, 1986 nucleotides. RefSeq lists its product as uncharacterized. Bases 1 to 1986 code for a protein of 661 amino acids. Gene Ontology annotation, molecular function: magnesium ion transmembrane transporter activity. The transcript has a single exon. Gene Ontology annotation, biological process: intracellular magnesium ion homeostasis; magnesium ion transmembrane transport. Gene Ontology annotation, cellular component: plasma membrane. Lineage: Eukaryota; Fungi; Ascomycota; Dothideomycetes; Pleosporales; Didymellaceae. The record is from RefSeq and is a predicted model, not a curated record.
AUGUCUGACACUCCGAGAUCCGAGAGGUCCCAGACGAGGUUCAGCACCCCGGUGUCUGACCUCGAUGACCACCGCCGCCAGCCCCAGUCCAUGCCGCGUGCUGACUCGCCGCCUCCUGUUCGAUCGCGCCGACCGACCUUUGCUAGCAUCAACAACCAAGUCGACCGUCCCACCCUGCUCUUCUCAGUCAACGACGCACUCGAAGCGGGCGGCAUCACCACGCGCGACUUUGAAGACAACGCUAUCGCUGAUGACGACGGCUCGUACCUGUCCCCUGAUGGCUACGGCCGUCGUGGCUCCGUCCAAGCUGCCCAAAGCCCGUCCGUACGCCGCGAAACCUUCAGGCGCCCUCGCGACCCAGCCAUCGAGCGUUUGGUCAGGUCCCGCGCAUCUUCUUCGACCUCACGCUCACCAUCGCCUCCCAACUCCGUGGAUGCGUUCGCUGGCCCCAACCGCCGCCGUGACCGCGCAGGCACCAUCACCAGCCGUCCACCGUCGAUUGUGGAGCUCAAUCUGCAGAGGACACACUCCAGGGCCACCGCGCGCCGCGCAACAAUCAGCGAUGAACGUCCUGACGAUCUGAAGAGCAUCGGGACUGCUUCCGCGCCCAGUUCUGCCGAGGAGGACGUGUGCUUCCCCGUAGAGGAAGAUUUCGGAAAGACCACACGCUUCGACUAUGAAGAGCUCGAAGAGUUCGUCGCAGAGUGUCAAGAGAAGACCCCGAUCGGCCAGAACCUGCGUCAUAAGCCCAGUGUUGUAUCUCAAAUGUCCAAGAAAAUCUUCGCAGACCUUCGACCAAAGUCCAGCCAGGCAGACCCCAAGGACGUCAUCAAGACGGCUACCCUGAAGCAUGUCGAACCAGCUGAUCAGGAGAAGCUUGCAGACGAGGGCUUGGCGCAUAUAUUCAACGAGAACAAGAAAGAGACCUCGGCCUUCUCCGGCAAUCGGUUCACUUUCUUCUCUUCCGAGCUGGACGACACGAUUCACGCUGCCGAGCUUGGAGGUCUGCUCAUGCCUGGCGAGCGCUUCCGUGACCUCUUCGAGACACCACCAGAUGGCGGCGUCUGGUGGAUGGAUAUGGUCAACCCUACCGAAGAGGAAGUGUUCGCCAUUUCCAAGGCGUUCGGUGUGCAUCCUCUCACGCGCGAGGAUAUCUGUAUUCAGGAGCCACGCGAGAAGGUAGAGCUGUUCCACCAGUACUACUUUGUUUCUUUCCGCUCCUUCUAUCAGGCCGAUAAGGAGUCGGAGGAUUACCUCGAGCCCGUCAACUUCUACGCUGUAGUGUUCAAGGAGGGACUUCUCACCUUCACGUUCUGCGAAAGCCCUCACACGCUCAACGUCCGCAAGCGCAUCAGUCGCCUUCGCGACUACAUCAACCUGAACGCUGACUGGAUCUGCUACGCCCUCAUUGACGACAUCGUCGAUAGCUUCGGUCCCGUCAUUCGUGGUAUCGAGGAUGAAGCCGAGGCCAUCGAGGAUCAGGUCUUCACGGCUCGCAUCGAAGACUCUCGAGCCAUUCUCCAUGCUGUUGGCGACGCUCGCAAGCGGGUCAUGCAGCUGCUGCGCCUUCUCGGCGGCAAGGCCGAUGUCAUCAAAGGCUUUGCCAAGCGCUGCAACGAGUCUUACAGCGUCGCGCCCCGUGGCGACGUGGGUCUCUACCUCAGCGAUAUCCAGGAUCACGUCGUCACCAUGAUGUCCAACUUGGCCCAUUUCGAGAAGAUGCUGAGCCGCGCGCACUCCAACUACCUCGCGCAGAUCUCCGUCGACCAGGUCAUUCAGGGCAACGCUAGCAACGACACGCUCCAGAAGGUUACUGUGAUUGCGACGAUUCUCGUCCCGCUCAACUUGAUCUGUGGUCUGUUUGGUAUGAACGUCCGCGUUCCUGGCCAGGAUGGCAGCCCGGUUUGGUUCUACAGUAUUCUCGGCGUCAUCGCAUUGUUCGUUGCGGUUUGCCUGGGCACUGCGCGGAGACUGAGGUACAUCUGA